AUGGCUGAAGAUAAAAGUUGUGAAAUAUUAGAUUUUGAAGGAUUUAUUCUCUAGAUUUUUUUGGGGAUUCUAUCAUUUUUGGUUCUUAUAUAUAAAAGACAUAAAGAAAGACCUAAGAGAUAAUGGAAAAUAUGGGCUUUAGAUACAUCAAAAUAAGGUGUUUCAGCAUUAUUAGCACAUAUGUUAAAUGUAAUUUUAGCAGUAGUGUUAAGUAGUGACUCUUCAAAUGAUCCUUGUACAUGGUUCUUUUUUUACAAAUAUUGA
This is a messenger RNA of Ichthyophthirius multifiliis, 264 nucleotides long. RefSeq lists its product as hypothetical. Lineage: Eukaryota; Ciliophora; Oligohymenophorea; Hymenostomatida. The record is from RefSeq and is a predicted model, not a curated record. Gene Ontology annotation, cellular component: membrane. The transcript is spliced from 3 exons.